Messenger RNA from Microbotryum saponariae, 2672 nucleotides. The record is from the annotation of a GenBank genome assembly. Lineage: Eukaryota; Fungi; Basidiomycota; Microbotryomycetes; Microbotryales; Microbotryaceae.
AUGUUCGCCAACAUCAGCCCCAAGACACGCGUGUGUGAGUUGGCCGCUCGCGCUGCUGAAAUCCGUCCCUCCUCCGUCUGGGCGACUACUGGCCCGCUGGAACUGAGCCGCUGCCGCGAGGGCGGGUGCACGGCACUGCUCUGGAUUUCGGCGACUACCGGCGUGCUGAUCAUGACUCCUGGCCUGGGUAAACUCGUGAUUGAUAGGGGCCUUUUCGGCAAUUGUGUCACUUUCGUCAAGCUUGUUCGGAGGUGAUACAGGAUCGAUCGGUGCUAUCACUGUGAGUUCGAUGGCUAACACAGCCUUCCCAGGCCAUCGCACAAAGAAGAAUCUGACAUCCGGUCACAUCGGAUUCUUCUCGUUUCGGAACAUGCGCGACGUUCGGCCCCGCAGGCGAUGCCCCAAUUCAUCGAACAUUUUGGUGAACUCUCAGAGUUGUAUGUUGUGAGGCAGCGCACCUUCUGUCCGAGCACCGCCGAACUGAUGGUCCGCUCUCCAACAGUCUUCGAGGAUUCGUCGUCGCCGUCAUCCUCAUCCCCUCGGCAAUCACCGGCAUGUUCGCCGGAUCUGUCGCCGAUCGAAUAGGUCGACGUCGAACAGUCUCUUUGGGGACACUGAUCUUUGCUGCCGGAAUGGCGAUGUGCGUCGCGGCGCCGAAUCUGAUCGUCUUUAUCGUUGGUCGAUGCGUGGCCGGAAGUGGGGAGGGUCUUUUCUUGAGCGCUGGCGCAGUCUACUUGUGAGACGCUUUGGUACCUUCAACGAAGCUGUGGAGACUGACCAAAGGACACUCUUCCGAUCAGAUGCGAGAUUGCCCCCAAGGCAUUGCGGUGAGCACAAAAUUCUCCAGCGAGACGAGAAGCGGAAGAAAGAGACUGGAGGCUAAUUCUCAAGUUCUGCCGAACAGGGGUCGAAUCAUGACCAUGUACCAAAUGUUCCUUACUGGUGGGUCUGUCCUCCUUUUUAGGAUUAAUGCGUGCCCAUUCUCAUCUGACUGGGUCAUGUAUCGAUUCGAUAGCGGCAUUGGCUCUCGGCUUCUUCGUUUGCUAUGGCACAAUUCGAGUCCAAAGGUAAGGAUUGCGGUCCCAGUCCGGCUCUCCGGACGGAGAUGUUCGCAAGUGCUGAUUCUAAUGGGUUUGACCUUGUUGAUACCAAAGCUCCCUCGCUUGGCGACUGCCCAUCAUUAUUUCUGCAAGCGUCGCUUUCUUCACCGGGAUUGCGUCACUGCUCAUCCUCCCUUACUCCCCUCGAUGGCUCGUUUCGCAAGGAAGAAAGGCAGAAGCCGAGGCAGUCUUGAGCUUGAUCACAAGUGGAGACGAGGAGGAGCGUAAGGAGCUACUGCAGCUGCCUCCGAGGGGUGACAAGGCAGGCUGGAUCGAUAUCUUCCGGAAAGGGGUUCGAGGCCGAACCCUUCUUGGAGCAUUCUUGAAUGUAUGCUCACCUUACGCACUUGAUCCUGAUAGAUCAAACUGAGUUGUGUGACUUACUGACGGCGGGCACGUUUAUCAUCCCACGCAGAUCUUCCAACAACUUAGUGGCAUUGACUUUGUGCUGUUCUACGCACCUCUGCUCUUCGCCCAAGCUGGUCUCGAUCCGAAGACGUCGGCCUUUGUCGCUUCGGGUGUGACGGGUGUGGUCUUGUUCGUUAUGAGCGCCAUCUCGGCUACGUAUGUUGACCGGGCUGGGAGGAGAACGCUGUUUUUGGUGCGUCAGACAUGCCCGUCUCGAUGUCCUGACGGAGUCCUCAUUGUGUUGGUGCUGACGAACCUCGAGCUUCCCGCUGACAGCGGGGAGGGGUGGGCAUCGCCGUCUGUCAUACGCUCAUUGGGGCGCUAUGUGAGUCGACGAAAGGCCAAUACCUCUGAAACUGAUAUUGACUUUCUAUGGAUUCUACCUUCCUCACCGACUUCCAGAUGCUUCCGGCGCUGCAUACACACCAGGUGGCAAAUGGGCGAUCAUCGUCUUGAUCGAGCUCUUCGCCAUUCUGUUCUCGGGCACGUGGGCGAUCAUUGUACGGAUUUACAGCACCGAGAUUCAACCUAGUCGCACAAGAUCAGCGGCAUCUUCCUUCUGUAUCGGAGUGAAUCAACUCGUCAACACACUCGUCGCGUUGACCAGUCCGGCUUUCCUCGCUAAGAGCCCUUAUGGUAAGUUUUCAUGCGAUACUCUCGAUACAACGAUGCUGAGUAUCGGCUUUGCAUCCGAUGUAGGCCCUUACUUCCUUUACGGCGGUUUGUCGGCUUUUGCGACCGCUGUCGCGUACUUGUAUAUGUGAGUGCGACUCGUUGACCUUCUGGAGUCAGAAGACUAGUACUGAGACGGGGUGCAUCGGCUUGUAGGCAAGAAACGAUUGGCAAAUCACUCGAGAGGUAAUUGCAUUUGGCAGUGCUGUAUCGUCUUCAAGAUUCGCAAACUGACCAUACCCCGGUAUACUUGUGUCGCUCAGUAUCGACACCUCCUUCCAUGAAUCGCCCACCGCCGUGAACUGGCCCCCUUCCCUCCUGCUCAACAGCGCUCGUCGGGCGAAAACUGAAGCCACGCGCCGCCCUUCGCGAGGGUCGAAUUCCAGGCCAAACGAGAACGGAAGGCCUUCGUUCUCAAACAGAUACAAGAUGGAGAGGUUGGGCAGUGAUAUGGGACUUGAGGGGCUACAAGGAAGUGCGAUCGAGGAAUGA